ACCCUGUAUGUCGACGGCACGUGUUAUUUCAUAGACUCAGUAAAAGAUAAAAGAUAACCAAGCGACUGUUGAGACGAAGUACUGACCCAUUACUGUCGCCCGUACCACCUGCGAAUGAGUAGAGGGGACGGUUCUGGUAUGCCAUACACAAUCACGCCGUAACAGUUCCUUCCAGACCACAGGAGUAGAUGUAAGCCUGUAAAGCUAGCAUACAUGAUAAAUGGCAUGUCGUGUAGGUUUACUAAUCUCCACAGCAUGGACCUCCUAUUGUAUCCCAAGUGUGCCGGUAGCUUUCUGCGGUAGGUGGUCCUUCCCGGAACUACCCUAAUGAGGGCAGGUUGAGCCCCUUGUCGGCCGGGGUGAGUGUCUGCUGGGGUAGCGCCAGACAGCGGGCGACGGCCAGUGACCAGCCGCCAGCUCUUUAGUGGGGCGCGCAGCGACACGCCGUGGCCAGGCGGCCGUGGUGGGGGGACCGGCUGACGCGCAGACUCGUGCUUCAGUUGCCAGGCGACCGCCGCGCCGCGAGGAUGUGUCGCUUGUUGCUCCCGCCAGCGCUGUCGUGGCUCGUGCCGCUGCCCCUGCUGCUGGUACUGGCAACUGAAAUCUGUGCGCUCCCCCCACCCAGGGAAAUCUCGCCGCGUAGAACCGCUUUCGGUGCAGUAUACCGAGUGAAUGAUGGUAGUGUUCGUGCAUAUGGACCAUCGCAGUGGCAUAAUCCUAUGUCAAAUGUUCCUGUGAGACAGUCUGCUACAGAAGAGAACUUCAGUCCAUCCAUCCACCCAUAUGCUUCAGGAGAUUUUCCAAGAUUUCCACAUGGUGCUGGAGGCAAUCCGCAUCCUCAACACAACCACGAGAAGAUAGUGAAUGCUAAUAGUGGCGAGCCCCAAGGCACAGUGCGGAGAGAAGUCACCCCAAUAAGAGAAUACGCUGAUUCAUCACAGGGACAGAGGAACUCAAUACUGAGAACUACAGCUAGUCCAGUCUUUCAAGACAGUGGAAUCCUUCGACGAACAAGUGAAAAUCACAGACCCGAUUCUCGUGCCAGUUACCCAGAAACAGUUGACAGGAGAUCUGCUGGAGAUAUUGUAUUUCCUGAUAAGGCCCUGAAUUUCACUCCCAAAGAGGAUGUUAAGAACUGUUCUGAAGAUGGGACUAGUAUAUGUGACAAAAAUGUGCGAGAUUAUCCCUAUCAUUAUAUUGAAGAGGUUAUAGCAAACUCAGCUUAUGACUUCAGUAGCUACUUUCAAGAUGAUCAUAUUUAUGAGGACGUUGCAACAAGAAUUGAUGCAGAUGCCAAUGAUGACUCAGUAUGUGACUCUGAUGAGACUGUGCUGUACCCUAAGGUUGGCCAGAAUGCAGAUGAUCGAACAUUAUUCAUUGUUAAUAAUGAUGGAAACUACAAGCAAGGAGUCAGGGUAGAGAAAUGCAGGAGGAAGGAGCAGUCACCUUGUGAUCCAAAGCUUGUGGUUCCAACAGGUUUCAAAACACAUUGCAAACAGAAAUACAUAUAUAGGAAACUCCUAGCUUUGCAACCAAAUGGUGAACCAGUACCUGACAAUUUCAGGAUUCCUUCGUGUUGUAGUUGCUAUAUUUCAAAGGACUUAGCAACUUUUAGAGGUUUAUUUGGCCCCAAGGACCAACAGCAAACACCAUCUGUAAGGCAGUGAGAAAAUCAAAUGGUAUUAUGCACUGCAAUGUAAUUGUUACUGGAAGGAGAAUCCAUCUCCUUGCAUUAGUGUCUGCAUUCUUUACAGCCAGUCUGCCCAUUCUUCAAUGAAUUUGAAGUUAUAAAGAACCAAAAUGUUACUGUGGAAUUCACAAUUUUCUAUAGGAAAUCUUAAUUAUGUGUCGGCAGUGUUUCCAAAAACAUCACAAUGGAUUCAAAACAGAUGCAAUAAAGUUCUGCUAAGAAGAAAAUGAAUGUUACAUUCACUCAUGUUGUCCAGUACUUGAGCUGUGAUUCAGAGGAUAUUCAAGUAAACAGAGUUCAGAAAAUGUCAUCAAAACAUUUCAGGUCAAGAUCCAUUUUCUUUUAUACAAAAACAACUUGAACAGUAUAGCUGGUGAUACUGUGUUACUGUCAUGUGUUCAAUCUUGUGUAAAACCAUUACACAUUUCAUUAAGGACGGGUGUCAUCAUAGACAUUUGAGAAUAAAUAAUGUUGAAAAACAAUUAUCUUGACGUUAUUAAUGUGGGAAAAAAUCUAAGAACUGAUGCUUCCAGGCAGACUGUAAGUAGACUGAUACAAGCGAAUUUAGUGAAUUAGGAGUGAAACCAUAUGUGAUAAACCAUAAUUUAAAAUUGAAUUAUAAUCACAAAAUGUUGAAAGCAACUGUGGAAUGGAUAAUAUUAGAUUGUUAUUCAAGUUGAUCAUUUGGUCUUAUGGAACAUUUGUUGUUACGAAACUCACGUACUAUUGUUUAUUUUUCUCUCUGUAACACUAUCCACUGAAACACUAUCAGUUUUACUUCUGUUUGCUCAGCUUCCCACUGGAAUACAUUUACUUUUUUUUUACUAGUUUCCCCCCAAGCUCUAGCUGUUAGUAUGUACUUAUAUAUUUCUUGUUACAUUUAUAUAACUUUUACUAUUGUAAUGUAAGAGGAAGCUAUUUGUAAUCUCAUCAGAGCUUCACUUCCAAAGUUCUUCAUCCUUGAGGUUAUUACAAUAUAGUAUUUUCUGUGCACAGUGUCAAUUUUUACUAUGUUAAAAACCAUUUUUUCCUGAGGCAAAAGAGAAAAAAUGUGAGUAAAAGAAACUGUUUAACGUAGACAUCACAUUUCAUGUUAAAUUGUUCAUAAUCAAUAAUAAAGGAAAUUGUCAGUUGUAUUGCUCCUUCAGAUUUGCAAUGUAUGUGCUGAACCCAAGACAAAAUAAUGAACUAGUCAGAGUGAGAUGGUAUAUUUAACUUUCAUCAAAAUGCUGAGUAUUUUUCAAAUGUUUUGAGUGUACUAUUGCGUGUGAUUCCAGUUAAGAGCAUCCGCAUUGAUAUGUUACUGAAAGUUACAGUUGAAAGUGUUUGACCUUCAUCAGCCUGAGUAAAGUACAAUUAAUUUUAGAUUGUAGAUGGAGGUGAAACUUUUCUUUAUAAAAUGUAAUUUUAACCUGUAUCAUUCUUAUAGCUUUUGUGAUAAAUAUUGUCGUUGUCUGCCACUUUAGUUUUAAUAAUUUUAUUUAAUGUAAAUAUUUAUUAAAAUGAUUGAUUGAUGCUUGUAUUGUAGGAAAUAUGUUGAAGUAUUGGAGUAUGAGAGAAGUGUCUGAAGAAUAAAAGAUUUCAGUGAAAGCCC
This is a messenger RNA of Schistocerca gregaria, 3284 nucleotides long. RefSeq lists its product as uncharacterized. Gene Ontology annotation, molecular function: Toll binding; growth factor activity. Bases 528 to 1667 code for a protein of 379 amino acids. NCBI's taxonomy places the organism in Eukaryota, Metazoa, Arthropoda, Insecta, Orthoptera, Acrididae. The record is from RefSeq and is a predicted model, not a curated record. The transcript has 8 exons. Gene Ontology annotation, cellular component: extracellular region. Gene Ontology annotation, biological process: regulation of Toll signaling pathway; innate immune response; central nervous system formation.